Molecule: messenger RNA, 3082 nt
Organism: Acipenser ruthenus (sterlet)
Lineage: Eukaryota; Metazoa; Chordata; Actinopteri; Acipenseriformes; Acipenseridae
Product: F-box/WD repeat-containing protein 2
Exons: 8
Coding region: 155-1567 (470 amino acids)
Molecular function (GO): protein binding
Source: RefSeq, a predicted model, not a curated record
CAGCAGGAUAUUUUAACUUCACAGUGUUUUCUUUAAAUACAAGUUCGUUGAAAAGUUGAGUCUUGAACGCACCCCAUGUAAAAUCAUAUUUAGGGCGGUUGCUGUUCUCUGCAGACCGGCUUCUACGGGAAAUGGUAAACGCUCCCAUGACCUCAUGGAGAGAAAGCGCUUUGAAGCAUGGCUCCAAUCUGUUUCCACUUCCUUUCUCACCUUGACGGAGCCCCAGAAGAAUGAGACCCUGGAUCACCUGAUCAGCCUGAGCGGGGCGGUGCAGCUCCGACACCUGUCCAACAACCUGGAGACUCUGCUCAAGAGGGACUUCCUCCGCCUCCUCCCCCUGGAGCUCACCUUCUACCUGCUCAGGUGGCUCGACCCCAAGACCUUGCUCACCUGCUGCCUGGUGUGCAAGCGCUGGAACAAGGUCAUCGGCGCCUGCACGGAGGUAUGGCAGGGAGCCUGCAAAGCGCUCGGCUGGCAGGUCGACGACUCCCUUCAGGACGCCAUGCACUGGAAGAAGGUUUACAUGAAGGCCAAGCUGAGGAUGAGGCAGCUGGAGGAGCGAGAAGCCUUCGAGACCUCCUCUUUAAUUGGGCACAGCGCCAGGGUGUAUGCACUCUACUACAAGGAUGGGCUGCUGUGCACAGGCUCCGAUGACUUGUCAGCGAAACUGUGGGAUGUUUGCACUGGGCAGUGUAUCUAUGGCAUUCAGACGCACACUUGUGCUGCAGUGAAGUUUGAUGAACAGAAGCUAGUGACUGGAUCCUUCGACAACACCAUCGCCUGCUGGGAAUGGAGCACGGGGGCCAAAAUCCAGCAAUUCCGGGGACACACUGGCGCGGUCUUUAGUGUAGAUUACAAUGACGAGCUGGAUACCUUGGUCAGCGGCUCUGCAGAUUUUACAGUGAAGGUCUGGUCCUUGUCUGCGGGGGCGUGCCUCAACACCCUGACUGGACACACCGAAUGGGUGACAAAGGUGGUUUUACAAAAGAGUGAGGUGGAAUCAGUGAUGCAUAGUCCCGGGGACUAUAUUUUACUGAGUGCUGAUAAAUAUGAAAUCAAGAUCUGGCCAAUAGGAAGAGAAGUGAACUGCAAGUGCUUGAAGACCCUGUCGGUGUCUGAGGACCGCAGCGUGUGCCUGCAGCCCAGGCUCCAGUUCGACGGCAGAUACAUCGUGUGCAGCUCCGAUCUCGGGUUGUACCAGUGGGACUUUGCCAGUUAUGACAUUCUUAGUAAACCAGCACAAGGAACGUUGUUGACGUGGUCGCAUAUAGCUGAACGGGUCAUCAAAACACAAGACUCUGCAAACCUGUCCUUGCUAAGUCUUGGAGAAGUGUUCGCCCUGCUGUUUGACAACCACUAUCUGUACAUAAUGGACCUACGGACCGAACAAAUAACAGGGCGCUGGCCUUUGCCCGCGUACAGGAAAUCUAAAAGGGGCUCCAGCUUUCUCCCAGGGGUCACAGGGUGGCUUAACGGACUUGACGGCAGCAACGACGCUGGCUUGGUGUUUGCCACCAGCAUGCCGGAUCAUAGCAUUCACUUGGUGUUAUGGAAGGAGAACGAGUGAAGCCGAAGAGAAGGAGCCUCAUGUAACUGGCACUGCUUAUUUUAAAUCCAUGCCCAUGAAGUCCGACCAGCAUUGCAUGAACCAAAGGUUGGCACCUGAAGAAUCUGCCAUCCAGUGCACACGUAGCACCAUCACACGCCCUGCUUUUUAAAUACUACUACUACUACUAAUAAUAAUAAUACGAAAAAAUAAAUGCAAGCCGGCAUGCUCAAAGACAUUCUUUAUUUUUUGUAUUUAUCGUCAAUUUUUAUUUCACUGUUUCAGUGGAGAACAUUGAAAAUCAUGGAGCUUUUUUUUUUUUUAAGGAACUGCACUAAACAGCUUUCUCAUUUUAAUUAAUUUUUGUUAGCAUCUCUUUAUUCGAAUGAGAGCUCUUCCCCUUUUUUUCUUUUAGAAUCUGAUGAAAAAUUUCUUUUAGAAAAAUGAUGAAUGUACCAGUAAACAAUAGCCUUUCUUAGGAGCUUUGUAACUUGUCAAAACGCCACAUCUUCUGAUGAUAAUAAUAAUAAUAAUAAUAAUAAUAACAGGUCCCCUCUUGCAUUGGACUAGUGAGUUUCACAGGAUUGUCAGCAGAGAAUCUGGCACCUUAUUUUUGGCAUCAACUGCCCGAGUUGUGGUGGUCAGUGCACACAACACACCAGAAAGCUGGCUGAUCGGUGGCCUCUGACAUUGAUUGUUCUGUAGCGCGACUUUGGGUCCGCCCUGCAUGUAUAUAAUCUAAUCGGACAUCGUUGCUCAAGUAUCUGAUUGCUAAGACGUGGCGGUAUUGAAAUGUUGCCUAGUUUUCUUAGUGUUUCGUACUAUACUAUAAGGCACAACUGUCCUCAACUAACACAGCUAAGAAAUUACAGAAUAAUCAUUAGAUGAUUCUUCUUGUUUUUACUGUUAUUAUUAAUGAUGAUGUCUGAACUAAACGUUUUGCUCCAGUGUAAAGUUUGCACAUUUACCCUUUCUGCUAAACUGUUAAUUUCAAACUAGCAAUGCAAGUAGGAGCCCUUAAGCAAUGCUAUUAUUAUUAUUAUUAUUAUUAUUAUUAUUAUUAUUAUUUAUUGCUAGGAAGCAAACUGUAGCAAAACGUUGCCCGAAUCGGAUUCCUUUGAGUCUAGUUCUGGGUUUUUAACAUGUCGAUGUUGUCUAUAAACUACAGAUAAUUCAGCUGCUGUUGUUUUCAAGUUACCCUAAAUGAGAAGGCGAAAUGAUACAUUCAUAAAGUUGUGUUUUCUUUCAGAACAAUAAUUAUGUUUAAUUAAUUUAGGGUUUUUAAAUGCCAAAUCUCUCUCACUCUCUCUCUCUCUCUCUCUCUCUCUCUACACACAUAUAUAAUUUCAGGCAGAAUUAUUAUUAUUAUUAUUAUUAUUAUUAUUAUAUUCCCUUUGAAUGUAUUCACUUGCUGUCUGUGUUUCUCUUCCCUAACUUCAAUUCUGUGACAUGGACGCUCAUUUCUGCUCCACUUGCUUUUCUGAGUGUCUUUAUUUUUACACUAUAUUUCAAUAUAAAAAGAAAUGCUUGAUCCAC